AUGUCGACGGGCGUGAUGGAACAUCUGGUCGAAGUGAUGGAGAUUGUGGCUGGAAUGACAAAAAAGAAAAGGUUCUGCGACUUGGUCCAAGAUGUAUUUAGUGUAACACUAUUCGUACAAUUCAGCGUAGCUUCUUGUAUAAUUUGCGUAGUGCUGUUCAGAUUCACAUUGCCGGCACCAUGGCAGUACUUCAUAUUUUUGGGAUCGUAUAUGGUCAUUAUGAUCCUUCAAAUCAUGGUACCCUGUUGGUUCGGCACCCGCAUCCAGGAUAAGAGUCAACAGCUAUCCCAGGCCGUGUACGAUUGCAACUGGACCGCUAAGUCCCGCUACUUUAAGAGCAGUCUGCGGCUCUUCGUGGAGCGGACCAACAAACCUCUCUCGAUAACGGCCGGGAAAAUGUUUCCACUCUCGCUUACCACUUUCACUUCUAUUAUGAAUUCUUCGUACUCAUUCUUCACUCUGCUGCGCCACAUGCAAUCUCGUCAAAAUUAGAUCUGUAUCGAAUCAAAAUUUUACCAAGCAUUCACGCCAUUUACAAAAUGUAAUCAAUUCCAGUAAGUUGACUCAGUAUAAAUUUAGUUGAAAUUAAGGUCUCCGCUAAAAUAUCAGACCAGUGACAAAAGGUAGCACGAAUUCGGUUACUUAAAAUUUCAAAGCUUUAUUAAUUUUCACCCCGGCGCGGCAUAUUGAUUAUAAUUAAAAUGAAAGUGAACUUCAAGGUCCGCAAAUUAUUUUUGAUUGAUGGAUGUAAGGUGAAAUUGUGAUGUAUUCAGCGGUGUUCAUGGUAAAGUUAGUAUUGUGUGAUAAAGUUAUGUGAAUAAGGUUUUUUUGGAAUAUUUAAGACAAACUCUUAAAUACUCUUAACUAGACGUUACAUCGCGUUGGGUGGACGACAAUUUUUUUUUGGGAUAGGAGGC
This is a messenger RNA of Leguminivora glycinivorella, 917 nucleotides long. RefSeq names its product odorant receptor 2a-like. Lineage: Eukaryota; Metazoa; Arthropoda; Insecta; Lepidoptera; Tortricidae. Bases 1 to 492 code for a protein of 163 amino acids. Gene Ontology annotation, cellular component: plasma membrane. The record is from RefSeq and is a predicted model, not a curated record. Gene Ontology annotation, biological process: sensory perception of smell; detection of chemical stimulus involved in sensory perception of smell. Gene Ontology annotation, molecular function: olfactory receptor activity; odorant binding. The transcript has 5 exons.